This is a messenger RNA of Triplophysa dalaica, 1959 nucleotides long. RefSeq names its product ankyrin repeat, family A (RFXANK-like), 2 (gene ankra2). Gene Ontology annotation, cellular component: nucleus. The coding region runs from base 466 to 1371 and encodes 301 amino acids. The transcript is spliced from 9 exons. Lineage: Eukaryota; Metazoa; Chordata; Actinopteri; Cypriniformes; Nemacheilidae. The record is from RefSeq and is a predicted model, not a curated record. Gene Ontology annotation, molecular function: protein binding. Gene Ontology annotation, biological process: regulation of gene expression.
CCGUCAAUCACGCUAACGCUACUCCAUACGCUGCUUCAUGUUGCCAAAAAGAAAAUCCGAGAUGUACGAGAUGAUUAUAUAGUGAAGGGUUCAGAUUUUCUUUUAUUGAUGAACAGAGAGUAAAUCGAUGUAGUUCGCUAGCAGGUUGACUAGCAUUUUUUCAACACAAAGCUUCGAUUGCUUAGCUCGAUGGUACCAAAGAGAACAGGGUAUGAGGGGGUAGUUAUUUUUCACGAAGAUUAUCGGGCUUUUCCUUACAUGUACAUGUUGGUGUUCUGAAAGUGUGCUGUUUUUGUGAAGGUGUAAAAAAAGUUCAGAAAACAUAUCUGAAUGCUGUGAUCUACUCUUAAUGUGUAGCAAGUACAAACAUAUACUGCGUGGGACCUACACCUCCAUCCAUGCUUAUUAUAAGCUGCUGAAUCAAUUUGAAGAACAAGCACAACAGUCACUGAUUCUGAGCGAACAAUGUCAUCGGAGGAGAUGGAGGGCCUGUGCCCUUUGCCAGAGGUGACAGGCAUCAAGGUAGAGCCACCAGUCAACAUUGGCUCCACGGAGGAUGCCAACUCGCAGAACACAAUGGGCAUAAAGUUUAUUUUGCCUAAUCGCUUUGACAUGAACGUGUGCUCGCGCUUUGUGAAGUCUUUAAACGAAGAAGACAGUAAAAAUAUCCAGGACCAGGUCAAUUCUGAUUUGGAGGUAGCCUCUGUGUUAUUUAAAGCGGAAUGUAACAUCCAGACUUCUCCCUCACCUGGGAUUCAGGUCAGGCAUGUGUACACGCCAUCCACCACAAAACAUUUCUCGCCAAUAAAACAGUCCACCACGCUCACCAAUAAACACCGUGGCAAUGAGGUCUCAUCCACACCAUUACUUGUUCACUCACUAUCUACACACCAGUUGGCAGCACAAGGAGAGAUGGUGUUUUUAGCAAGUCGAAUAGAACAAGAGUCUGUGAUAAACCUGCAGGAUGAAGAAGGAUUCACUCCGUUGAUGUGGGCAGCAGCUCAUGGCCAGAUCGCUGUUGUGGAGUUCCUGUUACAGAGUGGUGCAGAUCCUCAUCUGUUGGCCAAGGGCAGAGAGAGUGCAUUGUCGUUGGCCUGUAGUAAAGGAUACACAGAUAUUGUGAGAAUGCUUAUCGACUGCGGAGUUGACGUGAAUGAGUAUGACUGGAAUGGUGGAGCUCCAUUACUUUACGCAGUCCACGGAAAUCAUCUUCGCUGCGUGGAAAUCCUCUUAGAGAGUGGAUCUGAUCCCACCAUGGAAUCCGAUUCUGGUUUCAAUGCAAUGGACAUGGCUGUUGCGAUGGGUCAUAGAAAUGUUCAACAGGUUUUGGAGGCUCAUCUUCUAAAGCUUCUGCAAGGUAUCAAAGAAUGACCAUGGCAAUAAAGCGACAAUGAGAAAGAAAAACGCGAGAAGGACGUGAAGAGAAUUUUCAUGGUUUAGUAAUAGCAAGUGAACUGAUGAAGUAGACAAUAUCUUUUUGCAUGUGCGGAACCAACUAUACAUGUACCGUAAUUGUUUUUGUCUGUCAUUAAUUUAUUUUAAGGAUUUUUAUGCACAGGUCAAGAAACAGAAGAAAAGUGCUGGCAAAUUUAAGUGUGUUUAUCUGUUAAUAUGUAUGUGUGAGUUUUGUUUUGUAGUGACUUUGGUCAAUGUAGUUAUUUAGGUUUUGGAGUUGAAGAUUAACUUGUCACAAUUAAGCUGUUUCAUAAGGACAAUAUCUAUUGAAAUUUGGGAGAAAUGUAAUUAAUUUGAGAAUUAAUCUGUUAAAAGACUGGCAAGAACAAAAUUGAACUAGUUUGCCAUCAGAAUUUACAGCAGGCCUUUACUAAUUCUACAAGUACAAAGAUAAUUUGCGUGUAAAUGCUGUUUGCACGUUGAUUUGUAAACCUUGGAUUGUACUGUUUAAUAGAAGCUUGGUGCUACACUGUAAAUAAAUCUAUUUAAACGGAAGGAUCUGUU